UCGUUAAGCCUUAAAAAGUAAUCCGGGAUUAUGUUUACGUUGCGUUUUGGAUCGAAAUGACAAUGAGAAGUAAGGCCUAACUUUUGUGAUAUAGCCUGUACGGGCCCUUAUCGGCCUAAGCCCAAUCGAAUAUGCUGCACUUGGGUCAAGCACCCGAAAGACGGGAAGCAAAGAAGGGACGGUUUGGUUUGUGUUCGACGCUAGUGUCGUGUACGUGGAUUUAAUUUAAUCCCCUAAGAUAAAAAUUUCCCAGUUAGGUUUUGGAAUAAAAAUCCCAAGUUUCUCUUCUUGAUUUGCUGUUUUGCUGUGUUCUUGAGAUAUGGCAGGGAGAGAAGUUCGUGAGUACACCAAUCUGAGCGACCCCAAAGAUAAAAGGUGGGGCAAAGGAAAGGACAAACUGGACGAUGAAGAUAUUGCUUUCCAGCGUAUGGUUGCCAAGAUGCAAGAGGUCGCUGGAGAACGUGGAGGCUACCUACAUGGGCGAGGCGCUUUGGACAGUGAUGAUUUACUCUAUCUCAAGGAGCAGAUGGAAGCAGAGGAGGAUGCUGAACGCCUCCUGCGCCGUACCGAGAAGCGGGCAUUUGCUGCAUUCAAGAUAUCCUAUUUUGAAUAUUUUUUGUGACUCUUGCUCCCCAUGCCAUUUAGAUUUUGAGCUUUUAUUUGGCAAAUAAUUAAUUGAAUUCACUGCCACGUGCUUUUAGUGCAUUGGUAUUUCUGUCAUUGUUCUUGCUUGUUGCCUGCUUUAUGUUUUGCUUCUUACAACAUUUUAUGCCACUUGGUAAAAAACAUAGGAUGAGCAUGAUUUUGUUUAAGGUAUUAUGUGCUGAAAUAUGUAGGUUCAUCCCUGUAACUUUUAUUUGCGAAGAGCUCAUGAUUGUUAAAGAAAAUGAAAAUUAUUUUGUUUGUUAUGGUGUUUCUCUUGUGUUAGAUCACGCAGUUUAGGUUGAGCAGAGUCCAAUUGUUCAUUGCUACUCUGGUUUGCUUUGAUUUUGUUGCAAACCAAGCAGCCGAUUCGUCAGUGGAAAGUAAUUGUCUUUUUCUUGAAUUUGUGUUCAUUUGAGUUUCUUGUUUUCUAAUUGCAAUUACUACUUUGAAAGAGGAGGAAGAAAUUGUUGUUUCCUCAAGUGAACUGUUUUAACAUAAACAUCGUUAUUAGUAGAAGUUCAACUUUCUAUGUUGCAUGUCUUAGAAUUCUAGCAUCAGUUCCCACUUUGUUUCCUCAGUUGCAUUAGAUUACUCGACGAGUUGUUUCAUAUCACACAAAGUUGAUCUUGAAUGCUGUAUAGUUUUGUCUACCUAGUACAUGUUUUAUAUUGGUGCUCACUUUUUCUUAACCAUUUGACACAAAGCUGCAAGUUUAGCAGAUUCCUCAGCUGCAUCCUUUCCUCUUCCUCUUCGAGUUGAACCCAAGCCAAAGAGUGGAAUCAGACAGCAAGAUUUGCUGAAAAAAGUUGUGGAAGUUAAACCCAAACGCCCCAAAAUUUCAUCCCCCUCCAGCUCUGAGCCUGAAGGGAAUCAAUCCAAUUUACAAUCUCAGGGGCAGGAGUCCAACCAUGAGAAGAAGAUUGAGCAUUGUGUUUCGGAAUCAAAUACAGCAGAAAAGCAGAAUAAGGUGGAAAAGUCUACCAAAUCCUUACUAGGCUUAGCCUAUGCAAGUUCUGAUGAUGAUGAUGAUGAUUGACUGAUAUAUACAUGCAUUUGACUUGUAAUCUACAUGAACAUGACUGUUUUUGUUUUUCUCCCUCCAUAACAAACGCUCACAUUUUGUAGUAGGUUUAAUAUCGUAUUUGACCUCUAGGUAUUUUAAGAAAAUUUUCAAUAUGGCAUCUUAUAAAAUAGUAUAAUGUGGAACUUGUAUCAUGUAUACUACUAUUUCUUGCGUUAUAUUGAGUUUGGUAUGUUAAAAA
Gossypium arboreum is the source of this 1907-nucleotide messenger RNA. RefSeq lists its product as uncharacterized. Bases 320 to 622 code for a protein of 100 amino acids. NCBI's taxonomy places the organism in Eukaryota, Viridiplantae, Streptophyta, Magnoliopsida, Malvales, Malvaceae. The record is from RefSeq and is a predicted model, not a curated record. The transcript is spliced from 5 exons.